Messenger RNA from Laetiporus sulphureus 93-53, 1707 nucleotides. RefSeq lists its product as uncharacterized. The coding region runs from base 1 to 1707 and encodes 568 amino acids. Lineage: Eukaryota; Fungi; Basidiomycota; Agaricomycetes; Polyporales; Laetiporaceae. The transcript has 2 exons. The record is from RefSeq and is a predicted model, not a curated record.
AUGGCUGCUGCAACAACGCAUGCAAUGAGCAAUCCUGAUCUCGUCCGCGAGAUCAUACAAUAUCUAUCUCCUAAAGGAACUGAAGGCGAUGUCACAAGGACAAAUAUACAUGCUCUAGUGUGCUGCUCUCGCGUGAACAAGACGUUUUCAGUCAACGCCUUGGAUCUCCUCUGGGAGCAGCUCGACUCCCUCCUUCCUGUCUUGAAGUUGCUUCCAUCAUUCGUGCUGAAGGAACGCCACUUGCAAGACGAAUUGACCGACUUUUCUGACGACGAAGAGGAUACUGAGACCGACAUGGAUGACUAUGAACUGAUUUACUACUUACAGGACAUACCCACAGCACAGGAAUGGGCUCACCUCCAACAAUACGCGGAACGUGUACGCUUACUCGAGCUCAACAGCGAAAGCUCGACCCUACCCGCUGUUCUCUCUCUGUUGUACUACCAUAACGGAGGUCGAUUCAUUUUACCUAGGCUGGAAUGUCUCGACUGGCGAAUCACCUCAAUCAGCAGCAGCACCGUAAUCCUGGCUCUAGUCCCAACUUCCUUACGCACCCUCACCAUUGACUUCCUGGACUUUGCCGUUAACCUCGUGGACGACACGGUUGAGGGCGACCCGUGCGAAGCAGCAACAAUCGGGAUGUUGUGGCGGUUCAUUGUCGCCGCCGUUCCUGGAUUGGAAGAAGUAACACUGCUAGAUAUUCCUCCAUCUUUCGAAUUGAUGCCAAUCAUCAAAUGCACUCAACUACGCUCAUUGAACCUCGGUGACGGACAACGUAUCGGCGUGGAUGGUAUCCUGUGGAGAGCUUUAUCUUCUUUGUCGGCCCUUGAAGCUAUAACAGGCAACUUCAACUUGCUGGAGGACCUUCAUGAGGGCGAGGAAGGAUUCUUUGCAUUGCGAAAACUAGCGCUCUGUGGCUGCGUCAGAGACGUGAAUUGCCUCAUAGAUACCAUAUCUUCUCGACACUUGGAGUAUUUCUCCUAUGAACUUCCUUAUGACGAGGAGAAUCUCACGGCCUACCUUCUACUCUUGACAAACGUCUGCACGAAGUUCGGUGCAUCGUUACGAGUGUUCAUGACAAACAUCACAUUCGAUGCUGCCUCAGUGGCAUCCCUCAACUCUUUCGGGCGUGUUAUGCAGCCGUUAUUUUCCUUGCGCACCCUUGAAGAUAUAUCCUUCACAUUCCACGGAUGCAGCCUUCCGUUAUCGGACAAGGAUAUGCGCGAGAUCGCCAAAGCGUUUCCAGAACUCAAAGCGUUCACCCUCAUUGUCACCGAUCGCAUGCAUGAAACCGUCCCGUCCAUCGAGGCGUUCAUGGAAUUCGCGCGACGCUGUCCCCGCCUCAAAUAUCUACGGCUCCCUGCGAUACACUUUGCGAAUCUCUCGACAAAACGAAAAUUUAGGCAUACCUCUCACGGACUACAGCGUCUGAUAAUCGGGCAGCCUGGAUUUCGCAUGCAAAAGCCCGGUGCUGUGGCACGCUUCCUUGAUGCUGUAUUCCCGAACAUGGAGGCGGACGAGACGCUUCAUGGUUUCACGGAUUCCGUCCAUGACACUUACGGCUGGGAUACAGUCGUGCCCCUGCUGAAAGCACGUCAAGCGUCGCGACGCUCUCGGCAGUCCAGAGAAUCCGAACUCAAGGACGAUAGUAAACGUGAGCAUCUUCCUACUUGCCGUUACUUGACGCCGGAGAACGAAGCACAUUAA